AUGAAUGUGAGCAGAGACAAGGUCGGUGACAUCUCCAUCCCGGCAGCGGCAGCCGCGGCGGUGACAGCCCCCGCUGCCGGCAUCGGCGGGGAGCCCCGCGGCUGCCACGGGGAAGGGAUGGACAGCCGCGGGGAGCAGCGGCUCUCGGCCGGCGGCGAGCUGCCGCUCUACUGCCCUGCCAGCCGGGACAGGCAAGGGGACAGCCAGAGCAACACCCCCGGACAAGAGGGGGCAGUGGCCGCGCUGCCCAUGGUGCACAGAACCACCUCCUUCUCCGUGCUCGACAUCCUGGACCCUAACAAGUUCAACAGCAAGCGGCGGCAGUGCGCGGGCUUGUACAAAUCGGCGGGGACCGAGUUCACUCUAGGGGCGGAGGAUAAGCCCGAGGACUCAGGGACGGAGCUGGCCGAGCAAAAGGCUCUCGCCGAAGAUUUCGACGCGUGCAAGAAGUCGGCAGAGCUGAUCAAGCUGCAGUUCCCAACCCCAUCACCACCGCUUUUCCCCAGCUCCUCGCCCUGUCCCCAGCGCACUCCUGGCUCAGGGCGGCCGGGGCAGCCCUGCACCCGAGGGGCUCGGCCCGGCCUCAUCCCCACGGCGGGCGGAGGGGCCGGGGGGACCGGGAGGGACCGGGAGGGCCGGGAGGGGUGGCCCCGCUGCCCGGGCAGCCCUGUCCCAGAAGCAGCGGGGACACCGGGUGGGCGAACUCCCGGGACGGACGGGUUUCCCCGGCUGCCCUCGCCCCGGGGGCCGCACCGGCGGGGCUGGGGGAGGGCGGGCAGGGGGCCGGGCCGGGCGGCGAGCCCUAACAGCGGCUGUCGCUUGUCCGCAGAGGACGGGGAGCUCUACAAGGCCGAGGAGUGCGACCUGGACUACAGCAGCCGGCCGAGCCGCAGCCCGGACAGCGAGCCUCCGGACGACGAGGAGCUGUGCAGCGAGGAGAGCGGCAGCACCAGCGGCAGCUCCGGCCCCGCGGCGCCCGGAGAGCCCGAGCCGGGCCCGCUCCGAGCCCAGGCGGGCGAAGCGGGGGGCGGGGGCGGCGGCGGCGGGGCGGGGGCCGGGCUGGGCGGCGCGGCACUGCCGGGGGGGCUCAGCCCCCUCAGCCACUCGCCGCCCAUGGGCACCCCGCUCUCCAUGCACGGCCCCGGCAGCUACGCCGGGCACCCGGCCGGAGGGCUGGUCUGCGCCGCCCAGCUGCCCUUCCUGCCCAGCCCCGCCGUCCUCUCGCCCUUCGUCCUGGGCUCCCAGACUUACGGCGCUCCGGCUUUCUACACCCCGCACCUAUAA
Messenger RNA from Pseudopodoces humilis (Tibetan ground-tit), 1284 nucleotides. Lineage: Eukaryota; Metazoa; Chordata; Aves; Passeriformes; Paridae. The record is from RefSeq and is a predicted model, not a curated record.